Paraglomus brasilianum is the source of this 300-nucleotide messenger RNA. The record is from the annotation of a GenBank genome assembly. Lineage: Eukaryota; Fungi; Glomeromycota; Glomeromycetes; Paraglomerales; Paraglomeraceae.
AUGGUGUUGGCAGUCGCGAUAGUUAUUCCGGCUCUCGAAGGUACGGGUCCCCAAGAUUGUACCAGCGAUGUUCAAAUUCUCUGGCAAGAAAUAAAGGAGCUGGGUCAGCGUCUUGGAGAUGUUGUGGAGAGGGAGUUAGAUGCAGAGGUGGAAAACGAGGAUAAGCAUAGUGACAACGCUAGCAGGAGCACGAUAAGACCUCAAAGAAUAGGAACGUUCCUUUUGGGCUUUGGAUCCUGGGCAAUUUCUCCCAUGCAAGGUCUUAUGCUCUAUUUAAGGAAUAUGCUAGCAUUUUCCUGA